AUGGUUUCCCAUCAUUUCGAAAGUUUGCCUGCCCCUCCGGUGGAAAAUCUCAGCACGGAAUACAUCCUUCAAGAAAUUAUUGACCACAUUGGAAAACUUGCCGAUGAUGUUCCUCAUGUCAGAUUCAAUUUAUUUCGUAAACAACUCUGGGAUAUUAGAAAUAGGAAUGUGGAUCCAAAGACUCAUUUGAGGGGUUUAUUGAGAGUGUUGGAGCAUACUCAUACUUUUAAACAUGCAUUUGAGGAAUUAGAACCAAAUUUGCAAGCGCAGAUUCGUGCGUUUAUGGAUGAUGUGGAAGAUGUGAAGGAGGAGGAAAUUAUGGGAAUGGGAAAUGUAAAAGGGGAUUUUCAUAUUCCGCCGUCUCCGGCUGUGAAACAUCAUUUUAAGGAGAUGGUUAAGGAGACGCUGAGGGAAAAGGCUCAUGAGGAGAGAAUUAGACUGGUGAGGAGUAAAGUGAUGAAGAAGAUUCAAGAAGCGAAAGAAGAAUUGGAGAGGGAGAUUGUGGAGGAGGCGGGGGGACACAUUGAGAUGAUUCAAAAGGUUGAAGAUCAUGUGGGAGAGUUUUGGGGGAAGCAUCGAGGACAUGGACAUUUAGGUGCCUUGUUAAAGAAUCAUGAUGCUUCUUCGUUACCUUCGAAGCUAGAUUCGUAUCCAAUGUUUGGAACGGGAACGUCCCCCCACAUCUGGGAAGAUGAGAAAGGUUCCAGGAUUAUGGAAGUCCAUAGAAAUGCUCCAUUUCAUAAUUGGGGUAAUAGCGUUAAGAAUACUCCUCUCUAUACUUUUGUUCCGACUACCGUAUUGGGUCUUUCCAAUCUGGUCAAGUGGGCAAAGGUCGAGGGUUAUAGAGUUCGUUGUAGCGGAUACAGACAUUCGUGGAGUAAUACCUUUUCGCAGGAUAAACAGGUUUUGGUUAGCAUGUUGAAUUUGGAAAGUGUGGAGAAGAUUCCGGAUGUUAUGAGUAUUACGAAGGAGAAGGGUGAUGUGGAUUUAAAUGGGGAUGGUGUGGUGGAUGUUAAUGAGUUGAAGACGAUUGAGUUGGAGCCGCAUAUUGAGGGCUUGAGUUUAACGCCUGAGGAGGAGGGAAAGAUGCUUUGUAGAGUUGGUGCCGCGGUUACAAAUGAACAGUUUAGGAGGUGGGCUGUAGGUCAUGGGAAAUGGGCUUUGCCGGUUGAUGUUAUUCUUGUUGAAGUCACAGCAGGUGGUGUCAACGGACCAAUAUGUCACGGAGCCGGUCGUCGUCAUCAAACAGUAUCCGACUACGUCCGAGCCAUCGAAUACAUCGACGCGAACGGAAUCCACCGCACCAUAACCAAACCCUCUCAUCUCCGCGCCGCAGCAGGCUGUUUCGGUCUCCUAGGCAUUGUAACACACAUCACACUUCUCCUCUCCCCAAUGACAUACGCGAUCCUCCGGCCCAGCAAACCCGACAUCGCCCUUGCGAUCCCCCCCCUCUCACUCACCGAUAUCCCCAUCGCGCUGCGCAAAUCCUGGACCCCGGCCCAAUAUGCCGAGGCCCUUCGAGACUUUGAAGAUAAAGCCAAUAAUGAUUAUUACAGCGAGUGGUUUUGGUUCACGAGGAGUCAGCAGGCCUGGGUUAAUUCGUGGAAUGAUACUAGUGAUGCCGAGGGAGUGGUCGAGUAUCCGAGUCCAUUUGAUACGUUUGUUCAGUGGGUUCAGGGGUGGGUGGGGAGUGUUUUGACGGGGAGUGAGGUUUUUGGUCUUUUGCCUGGACGGUGGCAGGCUUGUAUUUUGAGUACUUUUGGGAUGGUCGCACUCCCUCCCUUCGAAUUCAACGAUUUCGAACAAAAGAAAACAGUAGAAUACAAAACCGCCCUUCCUAACGGUCUCCACUUCCGACGCGGUAUCCAAAACAUGCGCGUCCGAGACCUCGAAUUCCAAAUCCCUAUCCCGUGUCUCCCCAACGCCACCCCAGACUACACCAUCGUCCGUCGCGCCUGGUGGGAUAUAAUCCAACUCUGCUAUCGCGAUAGCGAAACCCCCAUGCGUCUCACGCUCGAACUACGCAUUAUGGGAGAUUCGAAUUUGAUCAUGGCACCCCAAAAGGGAAAUCGAUGGGGCACGGCUAGUAUUGAGAUUUUGACUAUUCCCGAUGCGGUAAAAGAUGAGGAGUGGGCGCCUUUUUGUCAGGAGGUGGUGGAUUUGUGGGGGAGGUAUAGAGGGUGUAUGGAGGUUGGGAGGGAGGAGGUAGAUUUGGAUAUUAGACCGCAUUGGGCGAAGGAGUGGGAGAAUGUUUUUAUUAGGGGGAGGAGGGCGAGGGAGUAUUUGAGGGAGGUGGCAUAUAAGGAGGAGAUUUGGGAGUUUAGGGGGGUACUUGGAGAGAUUGGUAGGGAGCAGGGGUGGGGGUUGGAGGAUUUGAAGGGGAGGUUUAGUAAUGAGUUGUGGGAUUAUUUGGUCUUUUGGGGGGUGGAGGGGAAUGGGGAGGUGGUGAGGGUAAAUGAGGAGAAGAUUCAAGGAGCUCCGGUUGUUGAGGGGAAGGUAGGCGAGGAGAGGCCCAGGACUAUUGAGGGGAUGAUAGGAAAGGCUAUCGAGGAGAGGUCUAAAGGACCCAAGAUUAUCGAGGGGAAUCUAAGAAAAUCAUCCGAGGAAAAGCCCAAAGAACCCAAGGUCAUUCAGGACAAGGUUGAAGUUAAGCUAGACGAGGUGAAAGUAAUCGAAGCAGAAGCAAACGGAAUACAACCCCAUGCGACAAACGAAUCAACAAGUACAAAUACAAGUACAAGUACAACUCCAAGUACGAGUAUACCAGCAAAAGUACCCCACGGAUCGGCAGCACACAAGGUAUUUCGAUUUAAUAGGAAGAGAGUUUAA
Messenger RNA from Sclerotinia sclerotiorum 1980 UF-70, 2829 nucleotides. RefSeq lists its product with no specific name. The transcript has 4 exons. Gene Ontology annotation, cellular component: mitochondrion. Lineage: Eukaryota; Fungi; Ascomycota; Leotiomycetes; Helotiales; Sclerotiniaceae. Gene Ontology annotation, molecular function: D-arabinono-1,4-lactone oxidase activity; FAD binding. The coding region runs from base 1 to 2829 and encodes 942 amino acids. The record is from RefSeq and is a predicted model, not a curated record.